Messenger RNA from Puccinia graminis f. sp. tritici CRL 75-36-700-3, 877 nucleotides. RefSeq lists its product as uncharacterized. Bases 288 to 623 code for a protein of 111 amino acids. The transcript has 3 exons. The record is from RefSeq and is a predicted model, not a curated record. NCBI's taxonomy places the organism in Eukaryota, Fungi, Basidiomycota, Pucciniomycetes, Pucciniales, Pucciniaceae.
CAAUCUCGCAUUUGAAAGGUUUCGGCCCCCGCUAGUCCAGUCCAUAGCUAGAACUGGUAUCCAAGAUAUAUUUAUUCAGUCCAACUACAAGUCCUCUCUUUCGGCCUGAGGAUACGCGUCUUGGCUCCCAAGCUGAGCAGCAACUGGCCUUGGACAUUUCACAAUAUAAGAAAAACCCACUUUGAUUCGACCCCCCAAAUUCGACCCCAUCAAAUUCAAUCGACUGCAAACCACCGAACACCGAUCGUUUUCAGAUCCCAAACGAAAGAAUAAUCUAUUCAGCCAACAUGCAAUUCAACACGCUCCGCCUUUCACUCUCCGCUGCCAUCUUGAGCGCCACUAGUAUCAUAUCUGCCCCUGCUCCCAACUUCGGCGGCGGUCUAGGCGUUGGUGGUGGGAUUGGAAUUGGAAUCGGCUUAGGAGGGGGCCUGGGAGGCGGCUAUGGUGGAGGCUAUGGAGGCGGCUAUGGAGGUGGAUAUGGCGGAGGCUAUGGCGGCGGUUAUGGCGGAGGUCUCGGCUACGGUGGAGGCCUCGGCUACGGUGGAGGCCUCGGCUACGGGGGAGGCCUCGGCUAUGGGGGAGGCUAUGGAGGGGGACUUGGAUACGGAGGAGGUUACUACUAAAUUGAUUCAGAGGCAUUAGGACUUUUCAAGACCAUGCGGCCAAAACCAUGAACUCUCUCAACCCAUUCAAGGCAGCACACUUGAUACCCUUUUUUCAUCAUUCUCAAUGCCGCUACUAGCUUAACCGGCCACUUUUCAUAUGAAUUUGAAUUCUUUUCUUUUGGGCUAUCAGGUUCUCAUGUUUCUUUAUUUUACAUUUUCUUUGGGACUUGUUUGAUUUCACUUGUUAUUUAGGAACUUUUACAUAUUUAUAC